Anopheles stephensi (Asian malaria mosquito) is the source of this 2736-nucleotide messenger RNA. Its product is annotated as transcription factor glial cells missing 2-like. Gene Ontology annotation, cellular component: nucleus. Gene Ontology annotation, biological process: regulation of transcription by RNA polymerase II; gliogenesis. The transcript is spliced from 4 exons. Gene Ontology annotation, molecular function: RNA polymerase II cis-regulatory region sequence-specific DNA binding; DNA-binding transcription activator activity, RNA polymerase II-specific. Bases 392 to 2263 code for a protein of 623 amino acids. NCBI's taxonomy places the organism in Eukaryota, Metazoa, Arthropoda, Insecta, Diptera, Culicidae. The record is from RefSeq and is a predicted model, not a curated record.
UCGACCCGCUAGGACACGGGCGAUCCGGGGCCAGAAAGUAAAGGCAAAUAUUGACGGAGUUGGUGAUGAUGUUUUCGAGGACGUGUGUAGUGUAACUCAUCGGAACUGCGCGAACAACAAACCCAAGUGUUAGUGCAUUGAAAGUGAAAUUAAUACUAAGUGACAUUCGUUUGGAUAUUCCUCGAGAAAGUUAAGGAACGGUGUGUGUUUACAUCCCAAAAACCCUGAACCAAUGUGAGUGGAAGUGGACAAACGGUUGGCUAGAGCAAUUAAAUUAUUGUUUCCGAAAUUUAAUUGAACCUUUUCGGUUCCCAAAGUUCUCGGGAAUUGAGAGACGCGAAAAUAGCGCAACUUGCUCAUUGAGACAUCAGCACCGAACCGAAGCAGCAGCAUGGUGAUUGUGCAAUCGAACGUGAUCAACUCGAGCGGUGCCGGUGGACAGCUUGGUAUCGACUGGGACAUUAACGAUCCCAGCGUGCCGAUCGUGACCGAGUCGGACUACGAUGGAUUUAACGAGUGGAGCGAUGGCCACUGUCGCUACAUCUACCGGGCGACGAGCGAGGAAGCAAAGCGCCAUUCGUCCGGUUGGGCGAUGCGCAACACCAACAACCACAAUGUGAACAUCCUGAAGAAGAGUUGCCUGGGUGUGUUGGUAUGUUCGGCCGGGUGUAUCCUGCCGAAUGGGGACAAGAUCCAUCUACGGCCGGCUAUAUGUGACAAGGCUCGACGCAAGCAGCAGGGCAAGGCUUGUCCAAACAGAUUGUGCAUUGGAGGAAUCUUGGAGAUCCUUCCUUGCCGUGGACAUUGUGGCUACCCGGUAACUCACUUUUGGCGUCACACACCGCACGCAAUAUUUUUCCAAGCCAAAGGAGUUCACGAUCACCCACGGCCGGAAGCGAAAUCAUCCGGAGAAACGCGUCGAGUUUUGGGACUGGGGCGGCGUGAGCGUGUGCUUCGGACGGUUCAGUCUAAAAUGAAUAAGAUAAACGGCAUCAAACAGUCCAGAAAAUCGUCUAAGCAGCUUUACACCAUCGCCAAGGCAACCAGCUACAGUUCCCUCUCGUCCAACGAGCUCGUGAAAUCACCAGACUCCUCCUUCGAAGAGAGUGGCUACCAGAUGGAUUACCUUAACGGAUCUUCUGCUCCGAAUGGAUGCACCUACAGCGACACCCACCAUUCCCAAGUACAACAGCAGCAACCGACUCAUCAGCUACAGCAGCAACAGCCUCUACAAUGUCCACAGAACCCACCCCAGGACUACUCACAAAACUGCUUCUACGACACAAGCUUUAUCCACCCGGAGGAAAUCUUCCAGCUAGACCAACCACUACGUCCAGUGACGGGCACCGUGAGCAACAAGUACCAGCAGCCGCAGCAACAACAUCUUGUCGGAUCUCCUCCCGGCAACAUGUUUGAUCUGGACCUGGGAGCAGACGGCAAGUCCACGUACAACAGUAAACCCGAUCAGUUCUCCCCUUACCGAGGAGCUGAAUUUUCUUCCACCGGUAUUGGCCGCUACUUCGAUUGUAUCAAAUACGAAAGCAGCACCGACACGGACACGGCGAGUCUUACCAGCAGUGGGUGCUCAAGCGUUCUGGAUGAUAUUGCGUACUACGCCAGUCCGCAGGUCGAUUACCAGAACAACAACCACGCCACCAACAACAACUCCCUUGCGCAACUCGACAUGAACAAGAUGGGUCUGCGUGCGUGCGAUGGCAUCAAUUCGUUCUUUAUUAGCCAAUCAAGUUGCGUGUCACCGACGACUAAUGAUCGCAAGUCGUCUGACCCGAGCCACCACCACGCACAAACGCAGCACACUCAGCUGGACGGUGGUGCGUACGGGACACUAAGUUACGAGAAUUAUAGUGCGUCUUCCUCACCGAAUGCGUCCCAGCUGUAUGGUGGCAGCUAUGAGACGACCGUCGCACAGACGGGUUUGGGACAAUCGUUGACUCAUCACACGUCCACCUCGUCGUCCCACUCGACCGAUGGCCGGAUGGUACCGACGACACAGAUGGUUGGAUCGUCUAUGACUGCUUGUGACCAGCAACAGCAGCAGCAGCAGCAGUCCCAAACGACGGCCGACAGUGGAUGCUGGUGGAAUAAUAGUUUCUUCCAGACUACAUUGGGGACCACGAGUUCCACGAGUUCGGAGGGAUGGCACCAGCCGUAUCAGGAGAGCUCGGGUGCCGUCGGCAGUCAGCAUCAGCAUCAGCUAGACCAACAGUUCUACGGAUUGGAGCAGUGUGAAUAUCUCAGCUAGAUAGAUGCAGGCGGACUCUGAGGACUGUUAGGACUGUAGAUAGUGGAUAGUGGAAGGUGAUCUCUUGUGUUGUUCUGAUUCUGUACUGAUCAUUCCAAUUUAUGUUAGCCGAUAAGCCUUCUAGCUUAGUUGCAGAUUCUUAGACUAAGCCAACAGACAAAAACUGAAAGGAACGUAAAUCAAAGUACCAAGGUAGGAUGUGUCGUAGGAUAAUUGCUAGUAUGUUUUUUUUUCUAUUUUACAUUACCGCAGAUCUGGCGGAAGAGAAUAUUUUUAUCUUUCUCUCCCUAGCUGUCUGUAUCACUCUCUCACUCUCUGUCACACUUUCACCCCACCAAGGUGAAUGAACCAGUGUGUUUGUUGAGAAUGGCUGAUUAGUUGUGUAAGGUUUGUUUUGUUAAAACAGUUCUAGUCACUGGAAUUUGAUUAUAUUUGUGAAAAAUAAAUAAAAAACAAUAAUUAUAUAACAAAAA